This is a messenger RNA of Panicum virgatum (switchgrass), 1407 nucleotides long. Its product is annotated as deSI-like protein At4g17486. Gene Ontology annotation, molecular function: deubiquitinase activity. Gene Ontology annotation, biological process: protein deubiquitination. The record is from RefSeq and is a predicted model, not a curated record. Lineage: Eukaryota; Viridiplantae; Streptophyta; Magnoliopsida; Poales; Poaceae. Bases 342 to 971 code for a protein of 209 amino acids. The transcript has 4 exons.
UCCAGCCGAGAGCCGACGACGCACACGGCCUGGAAACAGGGAAGUGAUUACUUCACACCGAUCGAUAAGCAGCAGCUUGCCAGCUUCGAAAAAAGAACAAAACAGCGUGAGAAUAGCGCCACAUGUGAAAACCCAAAUGUUGAUUCCUUAAUUAAGCAGAUCGGAUCGGAAAAGGCAUAGCAUAGAGGGGGGGUGUUCUCCGUCUCCGCGCCGCGUCCUCCCGCACGAAUCCGCGCUCCGGCAGAGCCCUAGCCGCCCCCCCGCCCAUUCAUGGUGGGCGGGCCGUGAGAUCUCUAGGGGAGGGCUCGUGGGCUUCGUCGGGCGGGAGGGGAGGGGAGGGGAUGGGCGGCCGGACCAGCGCUGCCGCGACGCCGGUGCUGCUCAACGUGUACGACCUCACGGCCGCGAACGAUUACCUCUACUGGCUCGGCUUCGGCGUCUUCCACUCCGGAAUCGAAGUUCAUGGCAUGGAGUAUGGAUUUGGAGCCCAUGACUUCCCGUCCAGCGGCGUGUUUGAGGUGGAAUCAAAGACUUGCCCUGGCUUUGUCUAUAGAAGAACGGUGUGGCUAGGCACAACAGACAUGUCUCAGGAAGAAUUCCGUUCGUUUAUUGAAAAACUUGCAGGGAAGUAUCAUGGGAACACAUACCAUUUGAUUAAUAAGAACUGCAACCAUUUCACGGACGAUGUCUGUCAGAACUUAACUGGAAAACCCAUCCCUUCCUGGGUGAAUAGGCUUGCGAGAGUAGGUUCAGUUUUUGAUUGUCUUCUACCAGAAAGUGUUCAAGUUUCUCCUGUGGGUCGUGUCCCAACUCGUUGUCAAACUUCUGACGAUGAUUUGCAUUCAAUACACUCUCCUAUCAUUGAGGACAGCGACAAUGAUGAGGACGAGGCCAAGCACCUGCUGCCAACUCCAUCCAAUGACAUGCAUUCUGUAGAUGUGCCACCAAAGCUAGCGAAAGAUCUUCUCUAAAUUGCUCCAUGCUCAUAGACAUCUCCCGUACUGUAACUACAAGUCUACAACUCGUGUAGCUGUUGGUGCUAAAGGGAUUCUCUAGACGAUGGCUUGACGGGCCGGUAAAGUCGAGCUCGCCAUUGGUUGGUGUAGCUAUACACAGAUAGAGUUUAACUAUACUUGCUGCUUACCAGUUAGCACUGCCUUCCUGUCUUUGUACCGGCAGGUGACUGUCAUCCAUGGUAGGUUGGUAGCAGCAGCAUGGUAGUACUGUCAUUUAGCAAAGCUGGAAAUUGCAAAAUGGGUUCCAGUAUCUAUUAGGACCGAAGGUGUAAAAUAUUACCUUAGCGAAUGCUUGCUGAGCCGAGACUAUCACUGUAAUAAGUUAUCACAGACCAGAGUUUAUGUACAUGGCUACUGAGUAAUCACAUCAUAUGUUGUUUUUGUUGCCCUA